GCCGUCCAUUUCUGGGUUUCUGCCUCUGCUUUGUGUCAUACACUCAUUAACUAUGGUCCGGACCUUGGCAUUACGAGGUGGCAUCAGGUCUUGGGUAGGUGUACAUGUACACAACAACCCGUGGUGGACCGGUGGGCUACGGUACUUCAAUGCUGAAUCCGACAAAUCUCCACCCAAACGGAUAGCUAUUGUUGGAGCUGGAAUUGGAGGUACUGCAGCAGCUUAUUUUCUGCGACAGCAGUUUGGCAAAUGUGCACAGAUCGAUAUAUUUGAGAAUGGAAAAGUAGGUGGACGGCUAGCUACCACAACAGUCGAAGGCAAUGAGUAUGAGGUUGGUGGCACUGUUAUACAUCCUCGCAAUCUGCACAUGAAAGACUUUAUCAGACAACUUGGUCUAAAAGAACGACAGGUUAAUAUUGGUCGUGUAGGUAUCUAUAAUGGAGAGAAGUUUACCUUUGAGGAGAGCAGUUCAUUUCUUAUUAAUGUUCUCAAACUACAGUGGCGCUAUGGUUUUAACUUAAUCCGAUUAAAGAUAUGGUUGAAUGGUAUACUGGAAAAAUUCUCAAGGAUAUAUCACUAUCAGCAUCAGGAAUAUGCUUUCACAACAGUGGAAGAAUUGCUUCAUGCUCUUGGAGGUGAUGAAUUUAUAAGCAUGACACAGGCUACUGUUGAAGAAGUUCUCCUGAAAGCUGGAUAUUCUCAAAAGUUCAUGGAUGAGAUGGUUACUCCAGUGAUGAGGAUAAACUAUGGUCAGAAUAAAAAUGUCAGCGCAUUUGUCGGUGCAGUGUCACUGGCAGGAGCACAGCCCAAUCUCUGGGCAGUUGAAGGUGGAAAUUGGCUUGUUUGCCAAGGCUUAAUUAAUGCAGCCAGUGCAGAACUUGUUCAGGGCAGAGUGACAGCUGUAGAAUGUCAGAGUCCACCAUCAAGAGCAGAGAAAACUUUUUCCAGCUAUAAGUUGGAUAUUGAGAAAUCUGACUUCUCUUACAGUGUGUAUGAUAUUGUUGUUCUUGCAGCCCCUUUACAUAAGAACAUGGCAAACAUCAGUUUUCAGAACUUCUCUCAUCCAGUUGGUGAUUUCAGUGGCAAGUAUCAUCAGACAGUAGCUACUGUAGUGUAUGGACUGCUGAAUGUGCCUUUUUUUAGUUAUAAAAAUCUCAAUGAAUUCACCUUGAAUGAGAUUUUAACCACAGAAAACCCCAAACUUUUUAUCAGUAGUGUUGGUGCUUUAAGUCCUCUGAAUGUCUCUGUUGAUUGUAAAGUUAAAGUAACUGAACCAGCAGCAUGGAAGGUAUUUUCACCAGAACCACUGACGCAGGAGCAACUGGACUUGCUGUUUGCAUCCUACAGCAGUAAGUCUGAAAGAACUUGGUUGGCAUACCCUCACUAUGCUCCCCCAGAAAUAUUUCCUCCCAUAAUUCUUCACGACAACAUGUACUACCUGAACUCCAUUGAAUGGGCAGCCAGUGCUAUGGAAAUGAGUGCAAUAGCAGCCAGAAAUAUCGCUCUUCUUGCUCAUCAUCGCUGGUACCAAAAGACGGACAAGAUUGACCAAGAGAAUUUGAAAGCUUGAAUGAACUUUCAUUCCAGUGGAGGAUGGAAUAGAAGCUGAAAUGUAUACAAAGUAUUUACUUUGUCACUGAACACGGUAUAGUGGGAGACCUGUUUAUACUAUGAAAUAUUUUGCACUUCUGAGACCAUGUGGAAACUAUACUUAAUCACUAAUGAAUCCUCAGACUGCUUAAAACAAAUGAACUGGAACCCUCUAAAAAUUCUUCCACUAGAUGACACUGUUACUUACUUUAAUACAUCAUUCAUUGACAUACUUAAUAACUUAGCACCUCCCAGAAUUAAAAGAGUUAAAUACAAAACUGCCCCCUGGCUUUCUAUAGAAACAAUAACCCUCAUGCAUACCCGUGAUAAAUCUUGGAAACUCUACCUAAAAGACAAAACCUUUACCUCCCUUGCAAAAUUCAAACAACUUCGUAAUACAGUUAAAAAAUUAAUCACCUCUGAUCACAAAUCCUACUACUCUAAGUUUGAAAACAACUACAAGUCGAACCCCAAGAAAUUCUGGAGUGGUAUCUCAUCCCUCCUUAGUCCCGGCAAAAAAGUCAACCCCUGCCCAGACCCCAGCUCCCCUGAUCAUAUCAUAGCUUCCAAUUUUAAUACCUUCUUCAUAGACUUUAUAGCCAAGCUCACCUCUUCCUUCAAUAACAACUCACUACCUCCUCUCACUUCUCUUAUGCAGAGUUCUUCUCCUUCUGUCUCCAGUAAAAACCACCCUCCUCCUUCUUCCUUCAAACCAAUCACUGUCAAUACUAUAAGAAAACUUCUCCUAAAACUAAAACCUUGCACCAGUACCACUGACAACCUACCAUCUAACUUCCUUAGGCUAGCUGCUGAUGGCAUAGUUCUCCCCAUCUGUAUUCUAAUCAGUCGUUCUGUACAAAAUCCUAUGUACCUCUCCUCUGGAAACAAGACUUCAUUAUUCCUCUACACAAAGGGGGCAACAAUACACAAAUAUCCAACUUUCAUCCCAUAGCAAUUCUUUCCCCUAUCUCCAAAAUUUUUGAAAACUGUAUCCACCUGCAGCUAUUACUUUAUUUCUUAGACAACAAUCUACUAACUCCAACACAGCAUGGUUUCAGACCUGGACACAGUACUACCACAGCCCUUCUAUCCUUCCUCAAUAACAUCAACCAAGCUUGCGACUCAGGAAAUAUUGUAGCCACCCUUCUCCUCGACCUUUCAAAGACAUUCAACACUAUUUCCCAUAGCCUGCUUUUCUCUAAACUCUCGCAACUCAAUCUGUCCUCCUCUUCCAUCAGUUGAUUCUCCAAUUACCUUUCAAAUAGGCAGCAAGCCAUAAAGUGGAAUAACUGCAGUUCUCCUUACCCUGACACUCUAACAGGUGUCCCCCAAGGCUCUACCCUGGGACCUUUAUUAUUUAACAUUUUCAUUAACGACUUUCAGCUUUGUAUCCCAAACACUAAACUAGUCCAAUAUGCAGAUGAUUCUACUAUCAUCUGCUCAGCUGACUGUCUCUCCAAACUCUUGCAUGCAACUCAAGUCACCUUCAACAACACUGAGACAUGGAUGCUUAAUAACCACCUUGCUCUUAAUGCAGCUAAAACAAAAAUUAUCAUCUUUACCCCAUCUAAGAAUACCAAAUUAGACAAACACUCCUUCUCCAUACUAAACCAAAACAUGACCCCUGUUGAAGUAGUCCCCUACACUAAGCUCCUUGGUGUUCACAUCGAUGAACAACUAAAUUUUGACAUUUAUCUUCAAACCAACAUAAAGAAACCCACCAGAAGCUCAGAAUUCUCUAUCGUCAUAAUCACUUCCUAACCCCAUUCAUCCAAGCUUGGUCUCUCUAACACCUACAUCCUUCCUUCCCUCACCUACGGUGCACCUAUCCUUACCAAUCUACAAGACACACUUAAGGCUAAACUGGCUUCCAGUUACAAUAAAAUCACCAAGUUUGCCACCAGUUCCAAAUCCUCUUCUCACCAUUGUGUCGCUUUACAGUCCCUGAAUUGGCUAGAACUCCCCAUCUAUCUCCUGUACAUUCAGCUUCCUAUUAUCCACAAGCUUAUCUUUAAGCCAGCACAAUGCCCCUCUCUCACAUCCAUCCUUCCCUUACAUCUCCCUGAUCGACCCCUUAGGUCCAACAAUCAGAAUCUCCUCAAGGUUUCCAAACCCAUACAUACUCCUGGACAACUACUACUGUCAUUUUCCCUAGUACGUAAAUGGAAUUCACUUCCUCCCCAUAUCUGAACCACCCAGAACCUCUCCUCUUUCAAGACUGUACUCCACUCACAUAUCUCCUCUACUUGGGAAUGCUCCUGCUUCCACCCCUCUUAAUCUAUAAUCCCUAAUACUUCUUAUGGUUUCUAAUCCACCCAUAAUUGUAUUCUCACCAUCUCAGGUUGUUCAGAACCUCUUAUCAUUGCAAACUAUAAUGAUACUGCUUAUGAUACUUAAACUUGAAUGAUUUUGUAAAUAACAGACUACACUAAUAGAGCAGGGAUUUCCAACACAUUUUACAACAUCUGAUGAUCCUGCUUAUACAAUCACUCUGUAUAAUUCUAUACCACCUCACAGUGAUUUUUAUUGACUUGUAUUAACUUUUGUUUGUGUAAUUCUAUUGAUUUUAUUAAUGAUAUUAAUUCUUGCUGUACCUUUUAUGUCUGUACAUGGAGCUUUUCUCCCCAGGCCUCCAUUGAAAAAGGGCUCAUUUCGGCCCAAUGGACUCUCCUGGUUAACAAA
Protopterus annectens (West African lungfish) is the source of this 4272-nucleotide messenger RNA. RefSeq names its product prenylcysteine oxidase-like. Gene Ontology annotation, biological process: prenylcysteine catabolic process; prenylated protein catabolic process. Gene Ontology annotation, molecular function: prenylcysteine oxidase activity. Bases 53 to 1570 code for a protein of 505 amino acids. Lineage: Eukaryota; Metazoa; Chordata; Ceratodontiformes; Protopteridae. The record is from RefSeq and is a predicted model, not a curated record. The transcript has 6 exons.